Messenger RNA from Fibroporia radiculosa, 621 nucleotides. RefSeq lists its product as uncharacterized. Bases 1 to 621 code for a protein of 206 amino acids. The record is from RefSeq and is a predicted model, not a curated record. Lineage: Eukaryota; Fungi; Basidiomycota; Agaricomycetes; Polyporales; Fibroporiaceae. The transcript has 2 exons.
AUGAAUCCCCCAGCAGUCGUAGUGACGUCGGCCAGUCGCGACAGUGUCCCAUUGCCUCCUUCCCCCGUCCCGACCCGCGUCAACGACGAUCCAGAGUACCAGCGCUACAAGACCUACGACGGUAGUCUCGCGACCUCUCCACACAGUCGAGAGCAGGACUUGGGACCAGAGCCGAACCCAUCGACAGAGCCCAUCAUCGAAGACUGUAAGAGGAAAAAGGGGGCGCUGGAGGCGCUGCAGCGCAAUUUGAAUCCCGCGCUGACACUAGAGAACUCGGGGAGUGUCGCGCGAGACCACCUUGCUUCAGAGCGAACGUUCCUUGCGUAUGUGCGCACGAGUCUUGCGAUUGCAUCCACAGGCGUUGCCCUCGUCCAGCUCUUCACUAUAGCGGGCAGCACCAAUCAGGCUUUGCAGAAGUAUUCCCGGCCUCUUGGUGCCACCAUCAUCGCUAUCGGCCUAUGCACUCUUAUCCUCGGUGUCGUGCGAUACUAUACUGUCCAGCAUUCACUCGUGAAGGGCAUGUACCCUGUCGCUCGCAUCAGUACAGUGAUGGUAGCGGCUGCCCUGUGCUCCAUCAUUGUCGCCAUCUUCGCCAUAUUGGUCACAAACCGUGGCGCAUAA